This is a messenger RNA of Pichia kudriavzevii, 624 nucleotides long. RefSeq lists its product as uncharacterized. Bases 1 to 624 code for a protein of 207 amino acids. Gene Ontology annotation, molecular function: phosphatase activity. NCBI's taxonomy places the organism in Eukaryota, Fungi, Ascomycota, Pichiomycetes, Pichiales, Pichiaceae. The transcript has a single exon. The record is from RefSeq and is a predicted model, not a curated record.
AUGUCGUUUAUUUUUUUAAUAUUUUUUCCAUUUUUUCACCCCUUUUAUUACUCACACUAUCUCUUGAUCUCAGACCAUACUUGUACGAGCUGUUUCCUAUGCUUUUUUCAAUUUGUCGUUUUUUUCAAGUAUAACAACAUCGACGACGGUAGUAUUAUGACAGUUACUGAAAGGCAAUUCAAAGCAUGUCUGUUUGACAUGGAUGGGUUAUUGAUUGACAGUGAAACCAUUUACACUAUAUCAUUUUCUGACAUCUUGAAGAACAAAUUCAAUAGACCGGAAGGUUUAACGUGGGAUGUUAAAGUCAAACUACAGGGCCUUCCUGGUCCCCAAGCCAGCCAAGUUGCUAUUGAUCACUAUGGACUAGCUGGAGAAAUCACAGCCGAUGAACUGUAUCAAUUGACAAGCAAAAGGCAAGAAGAAUUAUGGCCAGAAGUUGCAGUUCUACCAGGCGUUGAAAAGCUGAUCAGGUACUUGAAAGAGAAAAACAUACCGAUUUGCGUUUGUACCUCUUCGCAUUCCGACAAGUACAAGUUAAAAACGAGCCAUCACCAAGCAUUGUUUCAGCUUUUUGAUGGCAACGUGAUCACUGGUGAUAAUCCAACCAUUCUAAAUAAGGGUUAA